Molecule: messenger RNA, 2065 nt
Organism: Cuscuta epithymum
Lineage: Eukaryota; Viridiplantae; Streptophyta; Magnoliopsida; Solanales; Convolvulaceae
Source: the annotation of a GenBank genome assembly
ACCUCACCCCUCUCCCUCCCCCCAUUUCGGCCAAGCUGCUGCAACAAGAGAAGGAAAACCCUUCUUCUUCCUUCCUCCAUUGUUGAAGAGAACUCAUCAAGGAAGAAUCACCCAAAAAGGAGCUAAAGUGCUAAAAGUGUGAAAUAAUUAAGGAACUUGUGAAAGGUAUUUCAAGUGAUUUCACAAAGUUGGAAAAGUCGCCGGAGUUGUCGCCGGAGUUGACCAAAAGUCGCCGGAGUUUCACCGGAGUUCAACCAAGAAGGGUAAAACUUCAAAACGCUAGCUCAAGGUUGAAGCUAGGGCUUGCUACUUGCACCUUCUCACGGGUGAUAUCAAAUCAGGAAGACGUGGUUCGUGCUUCCUUAUUUUCUUUCAAACUACCGAACACUUGCUCAUGGAAAUAGAGGGCAGGCGAAUGAGGACCAGGAACAAUCCGAGGGGGCAGGCGCCGGUAGCAUCCCAAAGGGGAAGCCGGGCUGCAUCUCGGGGUUCGAGAGGAGGCCGUGGAGGCCGUGGAAGCCGUGGAGGUCAUCAAGCUCAAACUGUGAGUGAUGGCCAUGUGAGCUCGGUGUAUGAGACCAACACCGAAGACUACGACUCAACCUACGUGCCAGAGACGGAGCAUGAAGAGACCCCGUAUGAUGGGGGUGACACGUACACCGAUGAUGAUGAUGAAGAGAGUGAUGCCAAGUUCGCCCAAAUGGGCGAAUUGCUUGAAUGGUAUCAAAAGGAAAAAUUGAGGAGGGACCUUAGGCGCCAAGCGAGGCGUGGCUCUCGCGGUGGUUCGGGUCAAGGAAGCCGGGGAGCUUCCGUGGCCACCCCAGCGGCGUCACAAGGUGGGCGUGAAGGAGGUUUUGUCGUGAGAAUCUCCAAGUACCUCAAGGAGGCUAGGGCCUUGGGGUGUAGGUCCUUUGACGGCACCGGUGACAUUACCGUUGCCGCCGAUUGGAUCAAGAAGGUGAAGGAUGCAUCAAGGGACAUGCAAAUCACACCGGACGUGAAGUUGACUGUCGCUUCACGGCUCCUUGAAGGGAUAGCUUCUACGUGGUGGGAGAGCGUGGAAGGGAAGUACCAUGGGGAAAUAACAUGGGCGGACUUUGAGCUAGAGUUCUAUGCUCAAUACUACUCCGAGUACGAGGUGAAUGUGAAACGGAGAGAGUACACUAACCUCAAACAGAAAGAGGGCGGCACAGUUAAGCAACUGGAACAAGAGUUUAGAACCUUGGCUAGGUUCUUGCCGGAGUACGCGGUUGAUGAGAACCGCAUGACGGAGCACUUUUGGGAUGCCCUACUCUUGGACAUCCGUGACCGAGCUACGUACUCGCGCCACAUGACCUUCAGCGAGGUGGUGGAGCAGGGCCUUCUCGGGGAGGCCCAAUGGAAUGAGAGAAAAGAGAGAGACGCCGAGGAGGCGAAAAAGAGGAAAUGGCAAAGUUCGGGGCCGCCCGAGCAAGCACGAAAGGAUAAGCACGGUGGAGGUGGCGGUUCGUUCAAGACACCGGCACCACCGGCAAAGAAGAACAGGGAUGCUCGGUGGCAUGCAUCCUCCUCACAAAGGACGGGGCCUCCAAAGUGUGCCAAUUGUUCGAAAAAUCAUUUUGGGAAGUGCAAUGCACCCCCAAGGUGUUAUCAAUGCGGGAACACGGGCCACAUGAAGGCAAAUUGCCCACAAUUAGGGGGAGGAGGAGCUUCGGGAUCCGGAGGAGGAACCAUGACGGGAAGAAACCGUGCGGGACCGUCAAACGGCGGUACGGGAAGAGGCGGCGCGUCCACAAGCCAUGCCGCGUCCGUAAAUCAAGGCGGGACCCAAGCACGAGUGUACGCAAUGACCGAGGCGGAUGCGCGAGCAAACCCGGACUCCGUUGCAGGUUGAAGCUAGGGCUUGCUACUUGCACCUUCUCACGGGUGAUAUCAAAUCAGGAAGACGUGGUUCGUGCUUCCUUAUUUUCUUUCAAACUACCGAACACUUGCUCAUGGGUAUUUGUUUUACUAUAAACACUUUUUGGGCUUGCAUGCCCAUGUUGUUGGCCGGUUGUGGCUCAUGACUUACCGUUGAAUAUUUCCG